Messenger RNA from Astyanax mexicanus (Mexican tetra), 573 nucleotides. RefSeq lists its product as uncharacterized. The transcript has 6 exons. Lineage: Eukaryota; Metazoa; Chordata; Actinopteri; Characiformes; Acestrorhamphidae. Bases 85 to 477 code for a protein of 130 amino acids. The record is from RefSeq and is a predicted model, not a curated record.
GAGGUUUGACAGUAACGGCUAUUUUACCUCAGCUCAACUGGUUUGUGGUAACAACACUUUUUGACGCUUUAACCAUCUGGCAGAAUGUUCCCUAAAAAGACUUAUCUGCGCUACGUUGUUGUUCAUUUCUUUGAUGAAGAUGAGGUUGAGGCUGCACCAUCAUUGUGGAUAGAGUGGUGUGAUGGGGUUUUGUACUGUUACUGGCCACACUCAAGUGCCAGCAUCAUGGCCAAAAAAUAUGCAGCACCAGAUAAAAACUUAUGGUCAAAGCAUGCUGUAAGGGUACUUUCAGAGACAGAUAGUUAUGCUAUGGCCAGAUACCGAGCACGAAAGGCACAGGACACAUCAAAUGUGGAAGAAUCUGAUGCUAAUGAAUCCAGAAAGAUCACUCUUCCACAUCGAUUCAGAGAUAAAGAUGACCAACCCGAUCUAAGAAAGAGAAGAGCUCCUCUAUGUAAGUGUAAAACAGUUUAUUAAGUACACCUGCCUGUUACUGACUUACUAAAUUACUUACUGGCCAUUUGUGUACCUUGUUGGAAUUUAUGUAUAUCUGCUGCUGCAUUUGCUAGCCGA